AUGAAAACUCUAAAGCCAACUAAUAAUGCUCAAAGAAAUACUGUAUUAAUUGAUUAUCAGCAAAAACUCCACUCUGAAGUCAAAAAAUACCCUCGAAAUUUAUUUAAAAAAUUGCCUUCUCAUGCGGGAAGAAAUAACCAAGGAACAAUUACUACUCGCCAUCACGGAGGCGGACACAAAAAAAAAUAUCCAAUUAUUGAUUUUAAACGUUAUUUAAAAGAUGGGGUUGAGGGAAUGGUUAAAGGAAUUAAGUAUAGUCCUUAUCACACUUCUUUUCUUUGCUUUAUAAGUUACCGGGAUGGUAGUAAUGCUUUUAUUCUUGCCCCUGAAGGAUUAAAAAUCGGUGAUAAAAUUUUGAGUGGUGAAAAUGAAAAUAUUCCUAUUCAAACUGGAAAUAAUUUGCCCUUGAAAUAUAUUCCGGCUGGCACUUUCAUUCAUAAUAUUGAAUUAAAACCCAAAAAAGGUGGUCAAUUAGCCAGAAGUGCUGGAAAUUAUGCAGUUGUUCGUGGCUCUGAUGAAAACAAAAAAUAUAUCCAAAUUAAGUUACCUUCCGGAGAAGUCAGAAAAAUCUUAGCCGAAUGUCGGGCAACUGUUGGAAAAACAAGCAAUUCAGAAAAUAACUUAGUGCGGAGAGGCAAGGCUGUGGACCAUCCUCAUGGUGGUGGUGAAGGAAAGGCUUCUAUUGGUCGAAAAUCUCCUCUUAAAAAAAAAUGUGAAAAAGCCAAUCAAGCCGGAAAGGUAAUCACUUUGAAAGUUUACAAGCGAGGAACAGUGAUUAGUGAUAAGAUGGUAGGACAUAAUUUUUUAAUCCACAACGGCAAAAAUUUUAAUAGUCUACAACCAACUAGUGAGCAUAUUGGCUAUCGUUUUGGUGAAUUUGCUCCGACAAGGCGAGUUGGUAAGCAUGGAAAGGCAGCAAUUUCUCCCCAAAAAUUACGUCCCGUGGCUAAUUUAGUCCGAAGAAAAGAAAUUGAUUACUCUUUGAAUACUUUACAUUUUUUACCCCACAAAGGAGCAAGAAUUCUACAUAAAAUUCUCCAAGGAGCAAUUAAACAAAUAAAGAAGCGGGACAAAAAAGAAAAGGCAGUUUUUUACAUUAGCCAAAUCCGAGUUGACCAAGGAAGUAUUCGCAAAAAAAUGAUCUUCCGUGCCAAAGGGAGUGCUAAUACUCUUCGCCAAACCACUUCUCAUUUAUUCUUGUGUUUAAGCCCAAAGGAGGCAACUGAAUUAUUUGUCUUUGUCUAUUCUCCUAACAUUAGUUUAAUUACUGGCGAAGAUAAUGACAAUUUAGACCAAAUUUUAACUAAAAUUACUAAUAUUGUUAAUGAAAAAAAAAUCAUUACUAAAUUAUACUUAAAUGAGGAAAGAAAAAUUUAUUCUUCAGCACAAGCUAUUGCUAACGAUUUGGCUCUAGCCGGAGAAAAAGAUAUUCGAGGAAUAAAAGUCCGAGUUGGUGGUUGUUUGGAAAAGGGAGGAAUUGCCCAGCAUAAGACAAUCAGUCAAGGAAGAAUGCCAUCUAAUACCUUAGAUAGUCUAAUUAAAGAAGCAAAAACUGAGGCUAAUACUAUUUAUGGACAAAUUGGAAUCGUUGUGCAAAUUUAUAAAGGAAAGAAGAAAAAAUUAAAAUAUGUUAAUACCUAA
This is a messenger RNA of Entrophospora sp. SA101, 1641 nucleotides long. Lineage: Eukaryota; Fungi; Glomeromycota; Glomeromycetes; Entrophosporales; Entrophosporaceae. The record is from the annotation of a GenBank genome assembly.